GUAAUUGAUUUUUUGUUAACCUUUGUGAUAUUUUCAGAUGACGAUACUCAUGAUGAAGAUGCUGAUGGCAUCCAGAAGCUUCUUCAGUCCAGUUUAAGUCCUCGUCAUUCUCCCAUGCCUUUUCAUCAUCAGUUAAGACAGAGUAUUAGAAGUAGUAUGCUAAAAGAGGUGAGGACAUUUACGAUACAUUGUGAUAUCUAUAGUGCUCCACUGGGGCGCAGGAAGGCUUUUACGCGCAGUUUGAAGUGAAUCACGAUCAUGCAAAUUAAACAACGCACGACCAACAUAAAAGAAAAAUGACCGAUAGAGAUAGAUAGAUAGACAGACAGACAGACAGACAGACAGACAGACAGACAGACAGACAGACAGACGGACGGACGGACGGACGGACGGACGGACGGACGGACGGACGGACGGACAGACGGACAGACAGACAGACAGACAGACAGACAGACAGACAGACAGACAGACAGACAGACAGACAGACAGACAGACAGACAGACAGACAGACAGACAGACAGACAGACAGACAGACAGACAGACAGACAGACAGACAGGCAGGCAGGCAGGCAGGCAGGCAGGCAGGCAGGCAGACAGGCAGGCAGACAGACAGACAGACAGACAGACAGACAGACAGACAGACAGACAGACAGACAGACAGACAGACAGACAGACAGACAGACAGAUAGAUAGAUAGAUAGAUUGUUUAAUAAUUCACUUUUUGCAGUACAAAUACUGAAUUGGUAAGCGAUUACAAUAUAAAUAAGACUGAAUACAAAUUAUAUUACAUUUAAAAAAUUACAACCUAUGCUAUGGCUUACUAAGAAGAUUAUAAAUAUUAAAACUAACACUAAUUUGUUGAAUUACGAUUAUUUAUGUCUAAACAACUAGCGAUGACAUACGAAUUCUUAAAACGUUCAGCAUAGAAUUUCGGAACAUGUAUAUCUUCUUGUUGUUUCGUAAUUGGUAAUUUAAUGUAAUUUAUUAAAUUAUGAAGUUUAUGGUUCGGGUUAUUUAAAAUUUGAUUAAAAAGUUUAUUGCAGGCAAUUUGCCUCCUAGCGUACAAUGACUCCAUCCCAGCAUCCAUCAAUGCAUCUUCGUAAUGUAAGUUCGAAUAACUGAUGAGGAAUAAAUUAUUUUAUAUAUUGUUUUUUAAAUAUAGAUUCCUUCACCGGUUAAAGAGAAUGGCUACGACCCUCAAAACUACCAAUCAGAUAAUCACCUUGAUAUUCUUAACCAAUCAACAGCAAGCUCGUGGAGGUUUGAUACAUCAGACAGCAGUAGUAGCUUCAAUCAAACUCAACAAGAUCUCGAAGAUUCUUUGAAUAACACUAGUUUUCCGAAGGCAGUACGACAUAUAGCGGCAAUUGCCGAUAUCCCUGUGGUUGAUGAUAAUGAUGAGGAUGGUCAUUCAGAUUGUAGUGACGAUACGACGUGUAGUGCAUGGAGAACACCGCCUCAGGACAUGAGAGGAAAUAAAUAUCAAAAUGAAAUGAAGGUACAGGAUUUUCUAAAAAUACUAAUUUGUUUUACGCGAUGUGAACGGUAAAUGGAAGCAGACAGUCUGAGUAUGCAUCCACACCGGGCAGGCUGAAAAGUUAGCUUGGCCACGAUGGGAAUCGAACCCGCCACCUUUGAGAUACUAGUCCAGAAAUGUUGGUGGAUAUAGGAGUAAGCAAAUUAAACGAAAUAUUUCUCAAUUCUAUUAAACACAAGACAACUACAUCUAAUGAAUUACCCUAGUGCUUAGUCAGACCCGUAUAUUUACUAAAUUUCAUGGUCGUGAUAUGAUACUUCAAUAAAGAUGUAAAUUCAACACCGAAGCCGACGCUUGACUUGUUUACAGAAAAUGACGUUGUUUUGUCUUUCUUGCCAGCCUCUUGGUCAAGAACCUGAUCUCACAGCCACGAUAUGCAUGGACCCACGUGAUUACUGCGAUGUGUUCAGUCCACCGAUCAUACUCGGAACUCCAAAUAAAGAAAACAACAGCGGUAAGAUCAUUUUUCAAUUUGUUCUGCUUGGUCUUGUUGGAAGACCUGUACAUUGAUUUUUAUGAUAGGCAGGAUACUUGAAUGUACAGGGAAGAGGUUGAUUAGCUUACCAGAUGAUGCCUGCCGCCCCCCCCCCCCCCAGAUCUCUGCGUUUGGGGGCCUUAAAACAAUCUAACGACAGCCAUCAAACUUUUUAAAUUUCACUUUGUCAUCUUGCUUCAAUGACGUCACGCCCUUAUGAUAUAGGUUGUGUAAAAAUGAGAUGUUUUGUUUACAAAUUUUCACCAAAGGUGUAUCAUUGGAAGUUUCUUAUUUGGUGCAAGUUUGAGAUUGACUUAGCAUGAUGCCAGGGUUUUUUUCAGGGAUUUUUUAGGGCCGUAAAACGGCCCCAAAAACUCAAUCUUGAACUGAGUUUUGAAACUCAAUCUUCUCACCAAAGUUUCAGUGCAGUAAAAAUGAAGUUGUUUGAGUUAAAUUUGUGACGUGUGGAAAUGAGUUUUCAGUUGGAAACCCGAUAAUUGAGAAAAAUGGCUGGAAUUCAUCUCACAACACAAGAAAAACUACGCAUUCGCCAUCUUUAACCAGUUUAUAGUGUCCCUUAGUGCCCCUGCUUUAACACAUUGCGUCUCAACUACAUUUAUUUAGUACAGGUGUCAGCCACCCAGGGGGGGGGGGGGUGUGCAGCCACCCCAACUGUUCAGCUAAACUCAAUGUUCUCUGCAAAAAAACAGAAAAUCCGGAAAAAACCCUGGAUGCGACUUGAAUGCAUAGCAAACAUUCUAAAACUUCUAACACAAAUCAACAUUGCGUUUCUUUUUUCCAGCUAUUUCCAAUUUAUCACCUCUGAAAUCUCCAUACAAAUUCCCCGCGAAUCACCAAGAAGAAGAGGAACUGGAUCUGUUGUAUGAUCCGUGUCUGAACUGCUAUUUCGAUCCAACGACACAUAAAUAUUACGAACUCGCCUAAACAAAUAAACUCACAGCUAAAUAAAUGUGCCCCAAAACAACAAUGAGAACACGUACGCCAUAUGGACAUAGGUCGCUUAAUUAAAAAGGUCUCAGUUUUUAGUCAUAGAAACCAAAUUUGCUUUAUUGUCUUGUUUUAUACAUGUGUGGGAUUUGUGUAAUAGUGAAGUAGGUUUAUUUGUCUUCCAGUGACAGUGUAUGUAAGACAAGUCGAAGAGAAUAUAUAUAUAUAAUAUAAACUGAUAAAUUGUUAAUAUAUUUGUCAAAAUAGAAAUCAAAUCAUAUUUGUGAUACGUAUACGCUGAAGUUAAUAAAGUAAAUUGAUGACAAUUAUAAACAUGUUUUGGUAAAUUUAUCAGAC
This is a messenger RNA of Paramuricea clavata, 3317 nucleotides long. Lineage: Eukaryota; Metazoa; Cnidaria; Anthozoa; Malacalcyonacea; Plexauridae. The record is from the annotation of a GenBank genome assembly.